UCUGAUGCAGCAGCAAAAUGCCAAAAGAAUAUGUGGGUGAAUACGAGCCUCUGCUCAUUAAGGGAAUCAAAGAUACAAAGCGACUAAAGUUUCCAAACAAAUCACUACUACUAGCUGUGUUUGCCUCUUGUGUUGGUGGAACCUUCCAGUAUGGAUAUAAUAUAUCUGUCAUCAAUGCACCCACAAAGUAUGUACAAAAUUUCAUCAACAUCACGUGGAUGGAGCGUUACCAAACUGGCAUAUCAGAAGAAGUUCUUACUCUUCUCUGGUCCACUAUUGUGUCCAUUUUCACCUUAGGAGGACUCAUAGGAGUAACAAUUGGUGGGACACUGUCUAUGAAGUUGGGGAGGAAAGGGACUCUGUUGACUAAUAAUGCAUUUGCGUUAACGGCUGCUCUCCUGAUGGGUCUGAGUUCAUCUGCUGGAUCAUUUGAGUUACUCAUCAUUGGACGAUUAAUCUGUGGGAUAAAUGCAGGCAUUGCUUUAUGUGUUCAACCUUUGUACUUGGGGGAAAUAGCUCCGACUGCACUGCGGGGUGCCAUGGGAAUGGGAACCUCAGUUUUCAUCACUGGUGGGAUCUUAACUGGACAAGUGAUGGGCCUCAAAGAAAUCCUGGGCAAAGAAGAGUUCUGGCCCAUCCUGCUCUCCACCACAUGCAUCCCAGCUCUUCUGCAGCUCCUGCUCCUCCCCUGGUUCCCAGAGAGCCCACGCUACCUGUUUAUUGAUAAAGGAGAUGAUGAGGGAUGUAAAAAAGCCUUGAGACAACUGUAUGGUUCAGCUCACUAUGAUGGCGCACUGGAGGAUAUUGAGAAAGAGAGAAAUAAUUUAGUUGGCUUCCAAGCUAAAAAACCCUGGGAUCUCUUUACUGAUCGCAGCAUACGCUGGCAGCUUCUCACCAUUAUUCUGCUCAACAUUGCACAACAGCUAAAUGGCAUUAAUGCAAUUUACUUCUAUGCAGAUUAUGUGUUUAGACAAUCUGGUAUUCCCGCAGAGAAAAUACCAUAUGUGACUGUCGGCACUGGUGCUUGUGAAUGCAUCACUGCUUUAACAUGUGGUAUGCUCAUUGAGUCCUUGGGAAGGAAAGUACUCAUCACAGGAGGAUACAUUCUGAUGAGUAUCUGCUGUAUUUUAUUUACACUGACGCUCACUUUUCAGGAUGCCAGUCCAGUUUUUCCAUACUUAAGCAUGACAUGUGUUUUUGCUUUUAUCUUGAGUUUUGGCUUAGGACCGGGUGGUGUGACUAACAUCUUAACCACUGAGCUGUUCACACAGACCACACGCCCUGCAGCCUUCAUGAUUGCAGGUUCAGUGAACUGGCUCAGCUUCUUCUUCAUCGGCUUGGUCUUCCCAUUCAUUGUUAUCGGGCUGCGGCAUUACUGUUUCCUGGUGUUCUUAGUCGUCUGCUCUUUGGUGACAAUCUACAUUUUCCUUGUUGUUCCUGAAACAAAGAACAAAACCUUUGUGGAAAUUCAGAAUGAGUUCCAGUCCCAGAAGAAGAGAAAGCUCUGCAGUUCUGAUGCUGCAGGGACAAUACUCUUAUCAACCUCUAUGUGAAACGUGACAACACUGUCCCUCUCCGUCACAUUUAUGUCACACAGUAAUUAGGAAUUAUAGUGAGGACAUUAUAUCUUUUAGACCUAGAAAAAAUAUUGAGUUAUACUAUGAACUAAGGUGUCCUCAGAGAUGUACUGGGUAACUUUUUUCAUUUACAUACAUAAAGUAAAGAUAUUUUAACACAUUAUUUGACCAUUUUAAAUGUUGGUUUGUACUACCUCCAUAAAGAGUGUUUUGCUGAGAUUUUUUCAAUAAAGAUCAAUGAAUUAAACAUUUUUUUUGUAUGUGAACAAGCUGAAAGUACAUUUUACACACCAAUGCUGCAUGUUGUUUAUUUUCUUUAAUAAAUGCAUGAUUUUUACUUUAACUGAGUAAAUUAUUUAUUACUUCCUUUUGAUGUGUUUAAUGCUUAAUUGAGUAAUUGCAGUUAUUGGCUGUGGGACUGUUUCCUC
This is a messenger RNA of Melanotaenia boesemani (Boeseman's rainbowfish), 2005 nucleotides long. RefSeq names its product solute carrier family 2 member 11b (gene slc2a11b). Gene Ontology annotation, biological process: monosaccharide transmembrane transport. NCBI's taxonomy places the organism in Eukaryota, Metazoa, Chordata, Actinopteri, Atheriniformes, Melanotaeniidae. Gene Ontology annotation, cellular component: membrane. The transcript is spliced from 12 exons. The coding region runs from base 18 to 1553 and encodes 511 amino acids. The record is from RefSeq and is a predicted model, not a curated record. Gene Ontology annotation, molecular function: hexose transmembrane transporter activity.